GUGAAGAGUGACUCCUCCCCGCCUGCCACACAACCAUGACAUCAUCACACACACACACGCACUGUGUGUAGGAUGUGUUGAUCGUGGGCUGGUCGCGGUGGAGGAGCUGGUAGAAGAAGAGGAGAAUAAAUAAAGGACAAGAAGGAUGGAGUCGGAAGAGAAUGUGCUCCAGUCGUUUCUUCUCAUCCUUCUGCUCGCUGCCUCCUGCACGAUGGUGGGUCCGGCGGCCCCGCAGAGGCAGGCGGGUCAGGCUCAGGAGCGAGGCGGCUGGCAGGUAUUCAGCUCGGCCCAGUACUCAGGGGGCGGCUGCGUGUGUACGGUGGUGACCCCCCACGACGCCGUCUGCUCCCGAGACGCUCGCAGCAAGCAAGUGCGACGCCUGCUGGACAAGGUGCAGAACAUGAGCCGCUCCAUCGAGGAUUUGGACCAACGCACCCGCCAGGACAUCGGCAUGGUGGAGAAGAUGGAGGCGGAGCUAAGAAGUCUGGAGAGGAAGUUCAAAGCGGUGGAGGCGGGGCAUGAGAGCAACAGGGCCAGGCACUACCAGGCCAUGAAGGCGAAGAUGGAGGAGCUGCGUCCGCUCAUCCCGCUGUUGGAGGCGUACAAGGCCGACGCCCUUCUGGUCCGGCGCUUCAGGGAGGAGGCGGCCAACGUGACGGCGACGCUGGCCGAGCUGCACGACCGCAUGGCCCUGGUGGACUAUCAGGACCUUCACGCGCGCGUGGCCGGCCUGGAGGAGCGGCUGCACGCCUGCAUGCAGCGGCUUGCUUGCGGGAAGCUAACGAGAAUCGCCGAGCCCGUCAUCGUCAAGACCUCCGGGUCCAGGUUUGGGUCCUGGAUGACGGACCCGCUCGCACCCGCCGGAGACAACAGAGUGUGGUACAUGGACGGCUACCAUAACAACCGCUUCGUGCGCGAGUACGAGUCGCUGUCGGACUUCAUGACGUCGGACAACUUCACGUCGCACCGCCUGCCUCACCCGUGGUCCGGGACAGGUCAGGUGGUUCUGAACGGCUCGCUGUACUUCAACAAGUUCCAGAGUCACACGCUGAUCAAGUUCGACCUGAAGUCUUCGCUCAUCAGCCGCUCGCGCCAGCUCGACUUCGCCGGCUACAACAACAUGUACCACUACUCGUGGGGGGGGCACUCCGACAUCGACCUGAUGGUAGACGAGGGCGGGCUGUGGGCCGUCUACGCUACCAACCAGAACGCCGGCAACAUCGUGCUGAGUCGGCUGGACCCCGACAGUCUUCAGGUGCUGCGCAGCUGGACCACCAACCAUCCCAAGCGCAGCGCCGGCGAGGCCUUCAUGGUCUGCGGGACGCUAUACGUCACCAACGGUUACUCGGGUGCCACCAAGGUUUACUACGCCUUCGCCACCAAUUCGUCCACAUACGAGUACAUCGACGUGCCCCUCGCCAACACCUACGGGCACAUCUCCAUGCUGGACUACAACCCGCGCGACAGGGCGCUCUACGCUUGGAACAACGGGCGACAGCUCCUCUACAACGUCACGCUCUACCACGUCAUACAGUAAUCACGUUGCGCGUCGUGAUGCCGUGACAUUACAUCAUCACAAUGUCAUGACAUCACAUCUUCACGUCAUAACAUCAUCAACGAACGUCAUGACAUUGUGACAUUACAUCAUUACAUUGCCCAUUGUGACAUCAUGACAUUACAUCCUUACAACAUGACAUCACCAAUGAUAUAAUAGUUUGGAUUUUUUUCAUACUGUGAGUUUUACUUCUUAUUUUAUAUUAAUGAUUCAAUUUUAACCAGUUUUAGAGCGUAUUUGCUAGUUUUCUGGAGUUUUUAUUCGUUGGGUUUUUCCAAUUAAAUUCGUUAUUUUUUGGUUUUCAUUGCUUUAAUAACCUUGGCUGAUUAUGCCAUCACGCGAUUAUGACAUGUUAUGACCCGUCAUGACGUGUGACAGUGAGUUGACGUGAGUGACAUGUUGACAGGUGUCGUUCAUCCUUUUGUAAUCUUUAGAAACAAUAAACACGUGAGGUCACAUGACAUGGUCACGUCACGUUAGAAUGCCAGCUCGCAGCAAUACAAAAGUUUUCUAUUCUCUGCGUUUUGGAACGUCACGUGAACUUCACGCGCAUUGAUACAUUUACACACGUACACAUUGUGGAUCUACUGCAACAUGCAGGAAUUUCAUAAUAAAUAAUAAUAAUAAUGUAUGGAUUACUCUUUCUAAUCACAGAUGUGUCAAAAUGUCAAAUAAAGAGCAAU
Phycodurus eques (leafy seadragon) is the source of this 2238-nucleotide messenger RNA. RefSeq names its product noelin-like. NCBI's taxonomy places the organism in Eukaryota, Metazoa, Chordata, Actinopteri, Syngnathiformes, Syngnathidae. The transcript is spliced from 6 exons. Gene Ontology annotation, biological process: signal transduction. The record is from RefSeq and is a predicted model, not a curated record. The coding region runs from base 146 to 1537 and encodes 463 amino acids.